Messenger RNA from Poecile atricapillus (Black-capped chickadee), 1685 nucleotides. RefSeq lists its product as uncharacterized. Lineage: Eukaryota; Metazoa; Chordata; Aves; Passeriformes; Paridae. The coding region runs from base 1 to 792 and encodes 263 amino acids. The transcript has 4 exons. The record is from RefSeq and is a predicted model, not a curated record.
AUGAACACAACGCAGGAAAGGUGGACGUGUAACGAGUUGCUCUCUUAUGUGGAGAGCAAGGUUUCCUCGGACCCCGAGGAAAAGGAAUAUGCCAAGCUCUGGUUAACUGCCAGAAAUGGUCUCCCGCCGCCGCCACCCCCGCGCUUUCCCGGGCUAAAGAAACUCAAAGCAGCUGGAAAUGCCAGCGGUGUUUUUUUCUCCGCUCCAUCGGGCUUCCCGCUGCUUUCCGCCGCAUCCCGCUGCGGGGCUGAGGGAGAGGGGAGGGUCGGCCCGACCCCCCUCAGCGGCAAGGAUACAGAGGGGUCUGAGGAAGAAAACUCCGCGACGGAAAGCCUGGAGCACCACGACUUCUCUAGAGAAACAGCCCUGAGAAGGGCUGGGUCGAAGCGCGUGAGCAGCUUUGAGCAGGCGAGUGAUUUCAGCUCAGCUCAGCGGCGGCGGCAGGCAGGCAAGACAGGAAGCAGGGACGAGAAAGCUGGUCCAGCGUUCCGCAAAGCACAAACCUUUAUUCAGGCAGAGCUUCGGCGAAGGGUGCCGGCAACAGCGAAUCUCCCGAACAGGGUGUCCUGGGGUGACUUUAUGAUACUGGUAUCCCCAAUCGUCUGGUUUAUGUUAUAUAUUAAGUUCUGCACCUUUAAGACUGGCUUUGAGAGCAAGAGAGGGGGAAGAAGUGCGCAGUUUGUGUUAAAGAAAACAUCACUCCCACACAUCUCGCUCCUGGACUGUGGUGUCUGCAGCACGGACAGACAGCAGGACAGAGCUUCUCUCUGGCUUUUAGUUAGUUUUAGCUAGCUGAGGCAGAGGAGUUCCCUGGACCUUUGUUUUUUCCCUUUUUUCCUGGAUCUGUGCAAGCCUGCUCUGGACUGAACACCCAGCCAAACCCCGGGAGCUCACGCCUGUGGCCCACCGGGGCCUGGGCCUCGGCACUUUCCAGCGCCGGAGGGACUGAUAAGAACCUGAGCGAGCCGUUCACCACAUGAAAAAGACUUUUCUUCCUAGACUUGCCAUCCCAUCGAACAGCAAGAAGUUUUAUUAUUUAAUAUUACUCAAUUUCUGUUAAAUAAACAGCUUUUUCCACUUCUCUCCAAAGAAUUUUUUUUUCUUUCUUUUCCCGGACCAGAAAGUGAGGAGGGGCAUUUCCCUGGGGAAAUCCCCAUUUGGAGUUUUCCUCCCUAAUUUGCCCUAAACUAGGACAAAUACAGUUUUUGGCGCCCAACGAACAGGGGCAAGAGAAAGUGGAAAAACCUGUACUGAUUGUUGGUUGUAUUUAUUCUGUAUUGGGAUAAAGCAGUCAGUAGCCAUGUUGCUUGGAUACAUAAUAUCUCUCGGGGUGGAAGCCUUCAUGUGGAUCUGGUCCCUAAAAGUUUUUGAGGUUUUAAUACCUGUCUUUGCCCUCUUUCCCAGUAGAGGGGCACGGAUUAGAAUGGUUAUUGUGCUGGGCUCGGUGAUAAUGAUUUAUAAGAAGUUUAUAGAACUACUGAAGUUUCUGUCAGGUAUGUUUGGCUUAUGGUUUCUUCGCCCGACCCUGCCUCCCAGUCCCAGUAGCACAUUUUGGGAGUUUAUUAGUAAUUGUACCCAGUUUGUUAGAGGAAGAGCAGGGGAUGAGGCUUUUCAGCCUUUUCUUUCCUUCUUCUCCUUUGAAUCUGUUAUGUCCCUCUUUGAGAAUAUCCAGUUUCCCCUGAGUG